Funneliformis geosporum is the source of this 1182-nucleotide messenger RNA. NCBI's taxonomy places the organism in Eukaryota, Fungi, Glomeromycota, Glomeromycetes, Glomerales, Glomeraceae. The record is from the annotation of a GenBank genome assembly.
AUGGCAACGAGCUCUUCCUCUUUAGAUCCAGACAGACGCAAGAAAGCUUUACAAGAUUACCGAAAGAAAUUGUUAGAGCAUCGCGAAAUAGAUGCAAAAGUUAAAGAAUUUCGUCUUGGUCUUCGCGAUCUUGAAAAGCAAUAUGACAAAACAGAAGAAGAUAUCAAAGCUUUACAAAGUGUUGGUCAGAUCAUAGGCGAAGUAUUAAAACAAUUAGAUGAAGAACGAUCAUCUUCUGGUCCACGUUAUGUGGUAGGGUGUCGCAACAAAGUAAAUAAAGAAAAACUUAAACAAGGCACGAGAGUUGCUUUAGAUAUGACAACUUUAACAAUUAUGCGAAUGUUACCAAGAGAAGUCGAUCCAUUGGUAUAUAAUAUGAGUUUAGAAGAUCCGGGUAAGGUGAACUUUGCUGGAAUCGGUGGACUUGGUGAGCAAAUCCGUGAACUUCGAGAGGUUAUAGAGUUACCUCUGAUGAACCCAGAACUUUUCAUUCGUGUUGGUAUUAAACCACCAAAGGGAGUUCUCUUGUACGGGCCUCCAGGUACAGGCAAAACUCUUCUUGCACGUGCUGUCGCUAGUACACUUGAAACGAAUUUCUUGAAAGUUGUCUCAAGUGCUAUUGUAGACAAAUAUAUUGGGGAGAGUGCACGAUUAAUUAGGGAAAUGUUCGGAUACGCCAAGGAUCACGAACCUUGCAUUAUUUUCAUGGACGAAAUUGAUGCAAUUGGAGGAAGACGUUUUUCCGAAGGUACAAGUGCUGAUCGAGAGAUUCAAAGAACUUUAAUGGAGCUUCUCAAUCAAAUGGACGGAUUUGACUAUCUAGGACAAACCAAAUUAAUUAUGGCCACAAAUCGACCUGACACUUUGGACCCGGCUUUGUUGCGACCUGGAAGAUUGGAUCGAAAAAUAGAGAUUCCAUUACCAAAUGAACAAGGUCGUCUUGAAAUCUUGAAAAUUCAUUCAGCACCUAUUACAAAACAUGGCGAUAUUGAUUAUGAAGCUAUUGUUAAAUUAUCUGAUGGGUUUAAUGGAGCAGAUUUACGUAACGUUUGCACGGAAGCGGGUAUGUUUGCAAUUCGCGAAGAACGAGACUAUGUUCUUCAAGAAGAUUUUAUGAAAGCAGUUAGAAAGGUUGCAGACGCAAAGAAAUUAGAAUCUAAAUUGGACUAUGAAAAAUUAUAA